Molecule: messenger RNA, 1157 nt
Organism: Cucurbita pepo subsp. pepo (vegetable marrow)
Lineage: Eukaryota; Viridiplantae; Streptophyta; Magnoliopsida; Cucurbitales; Cucurbitaceae
Source: RefSeq, a predicted model, not a curated record
CAUAUUAAAAUUUGAUGAUCAAACUCCAUUUGAAUGGAUGAAUGACGCGGAAUGAUGGAGGCAAGAGAAGUGGACGAAGCAUUGAAGGUGUUAGACUCCUCUCUUUCUCGAAUCAAAUGGCGUCUCAAAUUUCCAGCCAAGCGUCGCCUCCAAAUAGAUAUCUUAGCUCUGUGUACAGGAAUGAGACCAGUUGUAAUGAUAGACUAUGGUGGAAAGAUGCCUGAACUGCAACAGCGGCUUUGUUCACUUCUAGAACUAAUUCAAAAGGAAUUACAUAUAUUUGAGAAUCUUAAGGUAAUGAUCAUAGAGGAUAUGAUAUAUCUGAUACAUGUGCAAGGACUUGGCGAGCAUGUUCAAUCAGGUUUAAAUUCCAAUUUAACACUGCUCCUUGUAGACAUUGAACAGGAUCCCCCCAAGAUGUUAGUAGAUGCUGAUCAAAUCCCACUGGGUUUGCAGUUUAAAUCAAUUCAAAAGUUGUUUUCAUCUUUAUUUUCUCUAGAUGAAACGAAAAAUGACCCAUCAUCAUCGCUCGGGGAAGACUGCGUAACGAAUACCAGAUCCUCUUUUCAUGGGAUUUAUUCUCAGUCUUCUGUCAUUGAUCUUACUAAACAUUUGGAACAUUCUGAAAUCACUCUGCCAACUUUAAAUGGAUGGCUUCUUGGCUAUCCAAUUGUAUACCUUUUUCACAAGGAGCACAUAUCUGAGGCUACUUACAAUCUCUCUGCAAAGCCUCUUCACAUCUUCAGACUAUCAGUAAGCAGGAAUGAUGCCUCCACAAAAGGAUCUCAGCUUGAAGAGCUUCUAAGUUUCACAGUGCCUUAUGAACUGAGCAUGGGAGGGGCGAAGGAGGCAUGGGCGGAGGCAUUUUUGGCAAGUAUGCAGCAAAAGUGGGAGAGAUGCAGUGGAGUGUGGGGUUCGUUGAGGAUGGACGUUACGGAAUGUCAUGCACAGGCCAUUGUCUUGUAAAUUGUGACACAGCCAAUCAAUCAACUCAAGGAAAUAAAAGAAUUGUAUUUGUGCAUACAUAUCAGUAUGAAACGGCAUCUGAUAUUGCCUGCCUUCUAAUCCAAACUUCGUUUUGCAUUUUCAGGUACGCUACUCUCCAUCAUUUGAAUACUUCACUUUUCCUUAUCAACCUUUUAGUUUAAAUUUUAUUA